This is a messenger RNA of Symbiodinium sp. CCMP2592, 837 nucleotides long. The record is from the annotation of a GenBank genome assembly. NCBI's taxonomy places the organism in Eukaryota, Dinophyceae, Suessiales, Symbiodiniaceae.
AUGGCGCAGGAUGCCGAGAGCGAGCGGCUCCGUGUAGAAGCUGGCGAAGUCAUUCCUAAGAAGGGUAGGAAAGCCAACCCCAAAGCCAAAGCCAAACUCACUGCUGCAGCAAAACGUAAGGCAACCCAAAACGGUGAAAGGCAAGAUCUUGAAGAAAAGGAAGCCCCGAAAGAUGACCCCAAGCCUAAGAAAGCCCAACAAGACAAGCAAGCCCCGGAGGCCCAGCAGGAGGAAUCCACGAAAGAUGGCCCCAAGCCUAAGAAAGCCAAGCGAGACAAGGGAGCACAUGAGGCCGAGCAGGACGAGGAAUCCCCGAAAGAUGAGCCCAAGCCUAAGAAAGCCAAGCGAGCACGUGGGGCCGAGCAGGACGAGGAAUCCCCGAAAGAUGAGCCCAAACCCAAGAAAGCCAAGCGAGCACCUGAGGCCAAGCAGGACGAGGAAUCCCCGGAAGAUGAGCCCAAACCUAAGAAAGCCAAGCUAGGCGACAAGGAGAAGCCAUGCAAGAGAACCGUGGUUGAGAGACCCCCGGUGGAUGAGGCAGAGAAGGCUAGAAGGGCUAAGCUCCGUUCAAGUGUGGGUCUCUUCGAGUACGCAGAGUUCAAUUGGUAUUGGACACGUGACACCCUCGGCGUGAAAAUCAAAGCUGGCGCUGAAAAGAACCGGGAGGUCAUCAACCUGCGCCGCCGGGGUGUGAGCAUUGAGAAGAUUGUCCCCUUUGCACUCAAAGUUGCUACCAUCACGGAGAAUGCCAAAGGCAUCAUCUCAUCUGCGGUGGAGAGGAGGAUCAACUCAUGCAAAGAGGAGUUUAUGUCUGCCUGCCUAGAUGAAACUUCCUAG